Messenger RNA from Prorocentrum cordatum, 334 nucleotides. Lineage: Eukaryota; Dinophyceae; Prorocentrales; Prorocentraceae. The record is from the annotation of a GenBank genome assembly.
AGGCCCGCCGCCGCUCCGGCUCAAUCCCCCCGGGAGCUGGGGGGGAGGAGCUGCUCGGGCCGUGGGCUCGGAGGGCGCCGCGGGAGGCCAAAAGGGGCGAUGCCGAAGCAGAUCACCGAGAUCCGCCAGUUCCUGCAGAUUGCGCGCCGCAAGGAUGCCAAGUCAGUCAAGAUCAAGAAGAACGGCACGGAGACCAAGUUCAAGAUCAGGUGCGCCAGCUACCUUUACACGCUGAUCAUGGCCGACAAGAGCAAGGCAAGUGUGCUCCCAGAAGCCCGAGUGGCGUAUAAGCAAAUACGGCGGGCGUGCUCGCCCUGCUUCGGUCCCCGAGGCC